Molecule: messenger RNA, 969 nt
Organism: Dothidotthia symphoricarpi CBS 119687
Lineage: Eukaryota; Fungi; Ascomycota; Dothideomycetes; Pleosporales; Dothidotthiaceae
Exons: 3
Coding region: 1-969 (322 amino acids)
Source: RefSeq, a predicted model, not a curated record
AUGGAUCCAUUUCAGUUCGGAAUUCAGACUGGCGAGAUCUCUCUCCAGCAGCUUCUCACCCUACCAAAUCACGAACGGAAGGCGAUUAUCGAGCAGGGACUCUUCAUCGAUAUCUAUCUUGGCAACACUCGGGUAUACAAGCGGACGUCCAAGACCCUACUCUUCGCCUUCUGCUCCGACAUUGGACGAUUUUUAGAGCCGCUGUCGGAUCGGUUCAUCGUUCGAUUACCGCACGGGCUUAGCAAUAGCCUUACGGUGAAGCUGGCAGUGCUGUACAUGGAGCAAUAUUUGCUCAAUCACAAAGUCCGGAGCGCGCCGUGGAAGAUCAGACGUGAUAUCGCUCCAUACGUCUGUCUUGCGGAGCUUUUUGCAUUCAUCGGUAUGGCGGAAGCAUCUCGAAAACUCGAGACUGCGAUACUUCGGCGUUUUCGCGAGGUCCCGCUUCGAAUCGAACAGAUACGUGCUAUCUGGGGUCGCGAGGAUGGUCUGCAUCCGUCAAGGUACGCCAAGAUCAUGGCUGACAAUGUCUUCACCUUCCUCUGUGUUCCCAAGAUGGAGUUCUUUGCCAAGGAGCACGACAUCGAACCGGCAGAAUCGUACGAGAAGGAGGUAAAGCGAAAGCUAGAAUGUCUGGCAAAGACUUACCCGCAGUCCACGAGGCGCGCGAUCGAUUCCGCGUGGCGCGAUACAAGCCUUCUUGAGCGUGUGUUAGAUGCUCCAGCCAACGUGUUGUUGAAGCAGUUGGUGUGGACAGCCAACACCUUGUCGACAGCAACGCCUCGGGACCCCGCAGAAUGGAUCGAGAUUGCAGUCAUGAUGGGGAGGGUAGCAUCGCAUCCCCACCCCACAACGAUCAGAAAGAUUGUGUUAAGAGAAAGGACUGACUUGGAAAGUGACGAGGAGACUGAGCUAGGCACGUGGGGAUUAAUGGGGUAUGGAGAAAAAAGGAAAGGAAGAGUGGGAUGCUGA